Messenger RNA from Schistosoma haematobium, 2305 nucleotides. Its product is annotated as TBC1 domain, member 5, variant 2. The transcript is spliced from 2 exons. Gene Ontology annotation, biological process: activation of GTPase activity. NCBI's taxonomy places the organism in Eukaryota, Metazoa, Platyhelminthes, Trematoda, Strigeidida, Schistosomatidae. Bases 53 to 2305 code for a protein of 750 amino acids. The record is from RefSeq and is a predicted model, not a curated record. Gene Ontology annotation, molecular function: GTPase activator activity.
AUCAAAUUACUACGUAUUUCCGCUAACACGCUUGUUCAUUGCUUUACAAUGAAUGAAUGAUGAUGAUUUCGGAAACACUGUUGAAUUUUCAUCGUGCAAGCAAAAAUACUCAUCUACUCUGCUAUCAAGAUCAAAAGUAUCAUCAGAAAUAAAUGAAUCAUUAUCAUCAUCACAAAUGAUCAUAAGAAGAUCUAUCAAAAGAAAUGUUAAAAAGUAUAAUCAAUUAAGUGGUAACACACUAUCUAACUUAGAUUGGACUCAAAGUCCAAGUUCUUACAGUAGAGAAUUCUGCCACUUAUUCACGUACACAAUAACAUCUAAAGAUGACGUGAAAACGGAAAUAGAUUACGUCAGAAACUUGAUAAAUUUACAAUCUAUUAAUCCUGUCACAAACAUAUCUAAGUCGAAUACUUUACUUCCACGUUUAAUCAAUUACGCUAUUAAUGGACAAUUACGUGUAUGUCAUUUUCGAAGCAUUUGUUGGCGUAUAUUUCUUGACAUUCUACCCAAUGAUGUAAGUCAAUGGUCGAAACAAUUAAAAAAAGACAGAGAAUAUUUUGCCAUGUUAAAUUGUCGAAUUAAUAUUAAUCCAUAUAUUAAUCAAAUAAAAUCAGAUGAUCAUCCAUUAUCUUAUAGUAGAACGAGUUUGUGGAACAAAUAUUUCUACUCAUUAAAAGUAAAACGCAUAAUAGCAAAAGAUGUUAAUAGAACAUUUCCAAAAGUGGAAUAUUUUCAUAACCAAAAUAUACAUAACAUUAUGAUUGAUUUAUUAUAUAUUUAUACAGAACAUGAGAAUAUUUCCUAUCAACAAGGUAUGCAUGAAAUAUUAGCACCUUUAUUAUUCGUUUUACAUUGUGAUCUAACUGCAUUUGAACAUGUUGUAGAAAUGAAAAUUAUAUCAUCUGAUUUAUGGAAUGAUUUAAAUUAUAUUAUGAAUAAGGAAUACUUUCAAGCUGAUGUUUAUAUGAUGUUUGCAAAAAUUAUGAACUCCGUCAAAAAUUGGUAUCCUCAAACAAAACUAACAACUCAUGAAAAAAGAAUAAGAAGACGUACAAUUAUAGGAUUACCAACAACAAUAUUAGUUUUAAAAUCAGAAGCAAAUGCAAACUCCAAUGACCCAGAACAAACUCCCAUGGUUACCAAUAAAACACAAGACAGUAUUGAUGAUAAUAAUAAUCUUAAAUAUUUUAAAAUUUACUACGAGAACGAUAAUGACGAAUUAGACGGAGAGGAUCAUGAAGAAACUAAAAAUGACAGUGAGGGGGAUGAAAUCAUCGAAAAAUAUGAAAGACAGAAUAAAGAUCAAUUAAAACAACCUGACGGCGGAGAUCAACACACGUUUCACUUUGAUCAGGAAGAACAUUCUAAACAUAACUGUUCAGGAGAUUGUUUUGUAGAACAAAUACACAAACAAUUAUUAUUGAGACACAACCCAUUAUUAUAUAACCAUUUGAAAAAAUUAGAGAUAUCACCAAAAUUAUUUGGUUUAAAAUGGAUACGUUUACUAUUUGGUCAUGAAUUCCCCUUACAAGAUUUAUUAUAUAUAUGGGAUUGUAUAUUUGCCGUAAACAAUAAUUUAGCAUUUGUUCCUUACAUGUAUUUAAGUAUGCUGUUACGUUUAGGACCAACAUUAAUAAAAUAUGAGUUUGCAGAAUGUUUAACAUUAUUGAUGAAUUAUCCAGCUGGCAUGGAUGUAACGUAUUUAGUCUACAUGGCAUUACACUUGUAUAAACCACAUUCAUAUAACAAACCAUCAAAUGUAUACGACUAUCAUUCCAUCUUCCAUAGCAUUACUAUCGGUGACGACGACAAUAAUAAUAAUGUUACAAACAGCAAAAUCAAUGACAUACACGAUAAUACCAGUUGUAGUAGCAAAGAUAACCGUAAUUAUGAUGCAAAGACUACGAAUUAUGGCAAAAACGAUAGUGAUGCUGAGAAUAUUGACAAAAUCAACAUCAGUGCGAACAGCUACAGUGACAGCAGUAAUAACAUCAAAAAUAACCCAAUACCAUCUCUUCCAUCAUUAAGUAAUGAAAUAAAGUCUAAACUAAAGAAUACACCUUUUAGUAAUCUUGUAAACAAUUAUCGAAAAAAAUCCAACAUAAAUAAUCCUAUUACUAACACGGAUAUUAUAAAACGAAGCAAAACAUUUAAAAAUAGUAAGCAAGUAAUGGGUAUACCAAGAGGUAGAUCAUUAGCCGAUUUAGCAGGUUUAAAAAAAUCAAUAUACAUCAAUUCAAAUGAAGAAAAUAUUCGACUUUCAGAUAUAAUGAUAUCAACUGAAAGCACAAACAAUAAUAAUUGA